Messenger RNA from Schistosoma turkestanicum, 2531 nucleotides. The record is from the annotation of a GenBank genome assembly. Lineage: Eukaryota; Metazoa; Platyhelminthes; Trematoda; Strigeidida; Schistosomatidae.
GAGAAAGUGGCCUUAGUGAGUAAAUGUAGUCCGGUAGUUUUGAAACCUGCGGAUUAUGAGGUCUCCAAACUUCUGCACGUAUUUGCUAAAAGUAUGACGAACUGUAAACUGAGUGAGAAUGUAAUCUGUAAAUUUUGUGAAGGAUACUACGACUUUGGUAGUGAGCAGCCAGUGUGCUCAUCUUGUCAUGCUUUCAUUUAUGAGUUUAGUUUACCGCAAAUGACUGAAAAUCGUUUAUUUGAGGAAAAAGAAGCAUCCAAUGAUAGCGGAAAUGAAGAACCAGAUAAAGGAUCAGAUUUAUUUGCAGCUAACUGGAAUAAUUCCAAUUCGGAAGUUACUUCACAAGAUCAUGUGCUUGUCAAAUGUCGACCCUCAUGUACCCGAAUUUUUCCAGCUACAUGCCCCUUACAACAAUCUCAUAUUAUCCCAUCCUAUGCAAAUUACCCUGUAAUUGAUUAUCUAUCACCGGUUUCUAGUAAAAAAAUCAGAUCAUGUGGUUCAUGUAUGUCUCCGAGCCUUGAAGACCUUCCGACUGAAAUUUUGCUUCGUGUUUUCCUCAUGUUAGAUGACAUAUGUUUGUGGUCACUGCGUCAAGCGUCAUCCAGAUGUCGUGCAGUUAUUGAUAGUGAGAUAUCAGAACAGCAAUGGGAGUCUUAUGUAUCAUUUCGGUGGCCACUCUUUAAUCCUAAUUGCCGAGUGGAAAGCUGGAGGCUUCUUUACCUCAAUAUGAUGGAGAGUGUUACUUGUAGAUUUUGUUUAGAACGUUUACGCCUACCAGUUUUAUUCCCUAUCGAAGCGUCAAAAGUUCGAUAUAAACGAAUUAAACAUGAAUUUGAAAACCUUUGCGCUGACCCACCAUAUGGCAUAAAAAUUAUUACUUUAGACACUGAAACAUAUUCUCAUUUCCUGGCUGGUAUAGAAGGUCCACCACAGUCACCGUAUCAAGGUGGAUUUUUUCACGUCAUUAUUCUCGUUCCAGAUAGUUAUCCUUUUCGACCACCUGUAAUACGUUUUCUUACACGUAUAUUGCACCCGAAUAUCAGCUUUCAUGGUGACGUUGGUUUGGAUUCAAUCAGACAUAACUGGUGUUUGGCAUUAAGUUUAGAGAAGCUUUUAAUUAGUAUUUUAGCCCUUUUAACUGAUCCACAUACACGUGUUUGUAUGGAACCAGUAAUUGGUGCUUUGUACGAUUGGGAUAAGUAUCAGUUUGAAGAAUUAGCUAAAUUAUGGACUUGGAAAUUUGCAUGUCAUGAUUAUUUGUCAGCCGAUUUUGUAUCAGCAAUGGUUCUCCCAGAUUAUAUUGAACAAACUCACCAACGUCUUAAAUGUAAACAAAUAAGAUAACUGAAAAAUAUUUUCCAUACAUCAAUUACUUACACAUUAAACACUCUGUUGAUUCAUUACAAUACAGCAUUCAUUUUUGCAGUUGUAUCACAUGUUUUGUGCCCUACUUUGUUCUCUGUUUUUUGCUGUGUGCUGCUUAUAUUGUCCUUAUAUACAUAUAUAUGUAGCCAAUAGCACUUUGUUUGCUGGUUGAUAUACCAUUUCUGUAUAUUCACAUUGUAUACAUUCACUAAAUUGGUCAUCUCAUUAAACAAAAUCAAGGAUAAAGGUGAUAUUAUUUUUAUGUGAAUAAAUUAUACUCUUGUAAGUUUUGUUUUUCAUUUUUAUCAUAAAAUCUUUUAUAUUGAAUAAUAAGGUUGUUACACACAUAUAGUUUUCUUCCUGUAAUGACUUUAUCAUUUAAUAAAGUGGUUCAUUUUCUUUAAUCAAAGCUUUUUUUUAAUUAGUCAAAAAACUACUAACUACAACAAGUAAUUAAUUGUUUCGUUAUCAUUUGAACCAUGCAUAAAUUCCAUGUCCAAUCCGCUUUGGUUAUCAUCUAAAGUUUGUUCAAGUGUUCAAUCUUUGCAUGACAAGAAAUAUCUGUUCAUUCAUUCAUUCAUUUUAUUUUUUUUCCUAAUUUUCACAACAAAUCUUUAAGUUUGAAUAAGAAUUACGUUUCAUUAUUCUGUGCAUUUACAAAUUUUUCUUAGUUUUUGUUAUAUUGACUCAUGGCUUAUUCAUUCAAUCUUCAAUAUAUAAGCGCAAAACAUAUGGGGUAUUUUUUAUUGAAAGAAAAGACAUUUUCUUUUCGCCUGAUUUACGGCCUAUUUCAAUGAAACAUACAUACAUACACACACACACAGGCAUACAUUAGUGAUCCUAUUCUAUUUAUUAUAUCUUCUACAAGAUGUAUUGACAUAUAUUUUUUACAAAGAACAAAAACUUACUCCUCAUGUAUUAAUUACAUAAUGAAUUGUGCUAUUUUAUUAUUUCAUUCUGAUACAAUUUAACAUAAUCAUCAAUUGAUAUCGUGUUGUACACAAUUGCAAUCAAAUAUAUACAUAUAUAUAUAUUUUUAGCUUCGUAUUCAUCAUUCUACUCUUUUUUUUUUCAGUUUGUUUUCUUGAUUCAUCACAGUACACUUAUAUUUAUUUAUAUGAAUAUUUUUUUUUCAAUUUUGUUAAUACUAUUUUGAAUAACCAAAG